CUUCCGUAGGGACGCUAAAAACAUGGCUGCUCACAUGCGCUAACGUGAAAGUGAGCUGGAAACACACACCGACGAGGAAACAGUCACCAUACAACCCCCCGCUUCGACUUUAAACUAAAACUCGCUGACAAAUUUAGGAAAGCAGUGUCCGCCACGAGGGAGGCGCCACCGACCGUGUACCUCUAUGCUGGUGCGGACAGCUCGCCUGUUUCCCCGUCAUCAUCUCCGUCAUCUGCACCUUCCCUGCACCCUUUCUGCCAGACAGACUCUUCUGUGGAGAUUCGGCAGUGCUGCUGCUGCUGCUGCUGCUGCCAGCAGAGGACUGACAUCCAUGGAGCUCCUGAAAACUGCCCCAGAGGUUCCCGCCAGCAAGCCUCCUCAAACACCUGCCGCAGAAGAUUCGAGCCUGGCACCAACGGACGCAGACAAGGAGCAGACGCCUUCUGUGGGACUGUUGCCCGGGGAGACGGUGGUCAAAGAGGGCAAGGCGUCCAUCUUGUUUCCCAGUGCUAAUGAGGUGUUUUACAACCCAGUCCAGGAGUUUAACAGAGAUCUGACAUGUGCUGUGAUCACAGAGUUUGCCAGAGAUCUGCUGGCUCAGCGUGGGGUGAAGGUGCUGGUGCCAGGAGAGAAGGAGCGGAUGGUGGUCUCUCUGUCAGAGGAGACGAAUGAGGCCGAUGCACAGACGGAGGAGAAAAAUGGAGCAGAGGAGCCAGCUGUUACUGCAACAGUGGGGGAGAAAUGUGAGUCUGGUCUGCGCGUGCUGGAAGGUCUGGCGGCGUCCGGUUUGCGCUCGGUGCGUUUCGCGCUGGAAGUCCCGGGCCUACAGAGCGUCACCGCCAACGACUUCUCCACCAAGGCCGCGGCGCUGAUCGCCAGGAACGCCCAGUACAACGGAGUGAGCCACCUGCUCCAGGCCAGCUGCAGGGACGCCAGUAUGCUGAUGUAUGAGAUGCGAGGGAAGAAGGAGCGUUAUGAUGUAAUCGAUCUGGAUCCCUACGGGAGCCCUGCUUCCUUCUUGGAUGCCGCUGUGCAGGCUGUCAGUGAGGGAGGUCUGUUGUGUGUAACGUGUACAGACAUGGCGGUGAUGGCAGGAAACAGCGGGGAGACCUGCUACAGCAAAUACGGUUCAGUCUCAAUCAAAGCUAAAUACUGCCAUGAGAUGGCUCUCCGUAUCAUCCUCCACAGUUUGGACCAGAGGGCCGGCGUGUACCAGCGAUACAUCCAGCCCCUGCUGUCCGUCAGCGUCGACUUCUACAUCAGGGUCUUUGUACGAGUCUUCACAGGACAGGUCAAAGUCAAAAAUUCAGCCAGUAAACAGGCUCUGGUGUACAACUGCGUCGGCUGCGGGUCUUUUUACUUACAGAGAAUGGGCAGGAGAACAAGCAACGGGAAACAUAUGAAAUAUUCUGCUGCCACCGGACCUCCAGUUGGACCAGAGUGUGAGCACUGUGGACAGAGACAUCAGCUCGGGGGUCCGAUCUGGGCGGAGCCCAUCCACGACAUGGCAUUUGUCCAGAAGGUUUUGUCUGCCGUGUCGGGGAACCCGUCCAGAUUUGGGACGUCUAAACGCAUUGAGGGCAUGCUCAGCAUGGUGACGGAGGAGUUGGAAGAUGUGCCUCUUUAUUACACUGUGGACAGUCUGAGCAGCACGAUACACUGCAAUACUCCACCCCUGCUUCAGUUUAGGUCUGCUCUCCUCCAUGCUGGUCACAGGGUUUCCCUCUCUCACGCCUGUAAGAACGCCAUCAAGACAGACGCUCCUCCUGCAGCCCUCUGGGACAUCAUGAGAUGCUGGGAGAAGGCCAAUCCUGUGAAGAGGGAGAAGCUGUCAGAGACGAGCCCCGCCUUCAAGAUCCUCUCCACUGAGCCCAGCUCAGAAGCCUGCUUCACUGUGAGGGAGGACGCCAACCCUCAGUCCCGUAAACGCCACCUGACCCGCUUCCAGGAGAACCCGCAGGCCUUCUGGGGACCCAAAGCUCGAGCCAAAGCCGGUGGCGGUAUCGCCGCUGACCUGCAGGACAAGAGGAAGAAGUGCCAGAACAAGAGAAAAAACCACAUCACAGACUCCUCUGAGCUCAAGAACUUUCCCUGCAAGAGGUUCAGACAGGGAACAUGCACACACGGAGAAAAAUGCUGCUACUCCCACGACCCGGAGCCGACCAACGAAGAGAAAAUGGAAUGACUCUCUUAAGUUAAUUUUACGGUUUUUAAAAAAAAUAAAUUUAUUUCUGCAGUUUGCAUGGCCCAGUGCAGCCUGGAUGAAGUGUGUGUGAUGAACUACAAUCAGACUGUAUUUGGAAAGAGACUAAAAAGCUAAAUACUGUCAUCACACAAAACAUGUUUUAUUCAGUUGUAAUGCUGGAGCUUUUUUGUUUUAGGAUGUUUUGUUAUUUGACUGUUUCAGUCCAAUAAAGUCCUCACGCUGACUAUAA
Messenger RNA from Plectropomus leopardus (leopard coralgrouper), 2435 nucleotides. RefSeq names its product tRNA methyltransferase 1 (gene trmt1). Lineage: Eukaryota; Metazoa; Chordata; Actinopteri; Perciformes; Serranidae. The record is from RefSeq and is a predicted model, not a curated record. Gene Ontology annotation, molecular function: RNA binding; tRNA (guanine) methyltransferase activity; metal ion binding. Gene Ontology annotation, cellular component: nucleus. Gene Ontology annotation, biological process: tRNA N2-guanine methylation.